This is a messenger RNA of Neogale vison (American mink), 1843 nucleotides long. RefSeq names its product zinc finger AN1-type containing 1 (gene ZFAND1). Gene Ontology annotation, biological process: cytoplasmic stress granule disassembly. The record is from RefSeq and is a predicted model, not a curated record. NCBI's taxonomy places the organism in Eukaryota, Metazoa, Chordata, Mammalia, Carnivora, Mustelidae. Gene Ontology annotation, cellular component: cytoplasmic stress granule; cytoplasm. The coding region runs from base 6 to 812 and encodes 268 amino acids. Gene Ontology annotation, molecular function: zinc ion binding. The transcript has 8 exons.
CAGUGAUGGCGGAAUUGGACAUAGGGCAGCACUGUCAGGUGGAGCAUUGCCGGCAGCGAGAUUUUCUUCCUUUUGUGUGUGAUGGUUGUUCAGGAGUAUUUUGCCUUGAACACAGAAGCAGGGAGUCACACAGCUGUCCUGAGGUGACUGUAAUCAAUGAGAAACUGAAGUCAGAUAAGCCUUCAUCUUACCCAUGCUCAUUCAAGGACUGUGCUGAAAGAGAGCUUGUCCCAGUUAAAUGUCCUUAUUGUGAGAAGAAUUUUUGCCUGAGGCACCGUCAUCAGUCAGAUCAUGAAUGUGAAAACCUGGAAAUUCCCAAGCCUCGUAUGGCUGCCACUCAGAAACUUAUUAAAGAUAUUAUUGAUUCUAAGACCGGAGAGAUAGCAAGUAAACGACGGAAAGGUGCAAAAAAUAGUGAAACAGCUGCAAAGGUAGCAUUGAUGAAAUUAAAAAUGCAUGCUGAUGGAGAUAAGUCAUUGCCACAGAAAGAAAGAGUUUACUUUCACGUUUUCUUACCUAAGGGGAGCAAAGAGAAGAGCAAACCAAUGUUCUUUUGCCACCGAUGGAGCAUUGGAAAGGUCAUAGACUUUGCAGCUUCUUUAACCAGUCUUAAAAAUGAUAAUAACAAAUUAACAGCUAAGAAAUUAAGGUUAUGUCACAUUACUUCAGGAGAAGCCUUACCCUUGGACCAUACUUUGGAAACCUGGAUUGCUAAGGAGGAUUGUCCUUUAUAUAAUGGUGGAAAUAUUAUCUUGGAAUAUCUUAAUGAUGAAGAACAAUUUUUAAAAAAUGUUGAUUCUUAUCUGGAAUAAUCAUGUAAGGAUUCAAGCCAGAAAUGAAGAAAAUUUUAUGUUAAGUCAAUUUCUUUUACUACAAAUACUAUAUACAUAUAUUUUAUUUUUAAAAGUUGCUUUUUAACUUAUUUCCAUUGUGUCAUAAUUUACAUUAUCAGUUUUCUAUUAAAUUAAAUUGGAAUUUUGGUGUUAAAGUUUAACUAUGAGCAGACAUUCAGUUAUUAGUAAAUUCUUAUCUUUAGCUUUUAUUAGGUUGUGCUUAGUAACAACAAAAAGGUGUAUUUCAUUUAGUUAAUGUCAGCUAUUGUGGUGCUGCUGCGUAUCCUCUUUACUCUCAGAUCUAAGCUGAAGGAAUGACUCAUGUUUGGGACAUUGCUACUUUUAAAGCAGAGGAAGAAAGAGAUUGUUUUUAGAAAAUACAUGUAUCCAAAAAAAAGAGAGAGAGAGAGAGAAAGAAAGAAAAAAUACAUGUAUCACUUUUGCUUUAAGCAAGUAACCUUGCCAAACCUUGUACUAUGAAGCCAGGGUAUAUAAAGCUUUAACUAUAUAUCCAGAUGUAUAAAUUGAUGUGUGUACAUGAAUCAUAGAAACUUGGAGACCAUCUCAUUCAUUCUUCUAAGUUUUUAGAUGAGGAAUCUCAGGGUAGGAAGAAGAAAUGAUUUUCUUGGUGUUCUCUGUACUGCAUUGGGGCAUAUCUCUCUGAUAAAGGUCCUUCUUCAGUAGGAUUUACCUUUUUUGUUUGUGUAAAUGUAUUACAAAUGAGAGUAAGAUGAAGUAGCACAACUUCAUUUCAGUAUCUUUAUAUAUAUCAAAGCAAAAUACAUACCAAAAGGAAUUAUAUUUUACCAACACAUUAAAAUGACUGCUUCUGACUGAUCUAUCUCUUCCGUCGGUACUCAACAAAGUACUACCAUAUAGAAGAAAUAGAAAUGAUUUCGUCUUUUCCCUUUUUUGUUCUUUUUGGGAAAGGCUUUGUCUCUUUUGUGUUUUAAUUGUCAUGGACACAAAGUAGCUUUACAUAUAAUUAAAUAAAGGAUUUAAAUUCAGAA